This is a messenger RNA of Botrytis fragariae, 585 nucleotides long. RefSeq names its product putative peptidyl-trna hydrolase domain-containing protein. Gene Ontology annotation, cellular component: mitochondrion. The record is from RefSeq and is a predicted model, not a curated record. Gene Ontology annotation, molecular function: translation release factor activity. Bases 1 to 585 code for a protein of 194 amino acids. NCBI's taxonomy places the organism in Eukaryota, Fungi, Ascomycota, Leotiomycetes, Helotiales, Sclerotiniaceae. Gene Ontology annotation, biological process: translational termination. The transcript has 3 exons.
AUGGCAAUCAUUUCCAGAAGCACCGGCCUUGAAAAUGUUACUGCUGUGAAUUCAAACUCAAUCAUUAAACGCAACAUUUGCAAUACAACGCCAUUAUGGAAGAAAAAGAUGCCCGACCGGCCAGCACCCAUUGAUGAAGCAGAUUUUACUGAAGUAUUUUUGCAUGGCAGUGGGCCGGGAGGUCAGAAAAUCAAUAAAACCUCUUCCGCAGUGCAGUUGAAACAUAUCCCAACAGGUAUGGUCCUCAAAGUUCAAGCCACCCGUUCUCGUACACAGAAUCGUAAAAUCGCACGACAAAUGCUAGCAGAAAGGCUUGAGUUGUUGGAGAAGGGGAAGGAGAGCAGGGUUGCGAUUGUAGGGGAGACCAAAAAGAAGAGGAAAAGCAGUGCUGUUAAGAAAAGUAAGAGAAAAUAUCGACUGUUGGCAGAAGAGAAAGCUACGAAAGCAGGUGAGGACAAGGCCGAGGAGGAGGAGGAGGUUGAGGAGGAGGGAUUUGAGGAGGUGGAUCUUGAUGAUGGCGAAAAAGUUCUGGAAAAUAUGGAAGUUCCAAUGCAAGAGUCACCGAGCAGAGGGAGUGGUCCUUAA